Messenger RNA from Phascolarctos cinereus (koala), 648 nucleotides. The record is from RefSeq and is a predicted model, not a curated record. NCBI's taxonomy places the organism in Eukaryota, Metazoa, Chordata, Mammalia, Diprotodontia, Phascolarctidae.
AUGGAUGAUGAUACUGCUGCUCUAGUUGUUGACAAUGGCUCUGGAAAGUGCAAAGCUAGCUUUGUAGGAGACAAUGCCCCUCGGGAAGUCUUCCCUUUUAUUGUUGGGUGUCCCAGACAUCAGGGUAUGAUGGUGAACCUGGGCCAGAAAGAUAGCUAUGUGGGGAAUGAGGCCCAAAGCAAGAGAAGUAUUCUGACCCUGAAGUACCCCACUGAACAUGGUAUUGUCACCAACUAGGAUGACAUGGAGAAGAUCUAGCAUCAUACUUUCUACAAUGAGUUCCAUGCGGCCCCUGAAGAGCACCCUAUGUGGCUUACAGAAGCCCCCCCAAAUUCCAAAGUCAACAGAAAAAAGAUGACUCAGAUUAUGUUUGAGACCUUCAAUACCCCAGCCAUGUACAUUGCCAUCCAGGCUAUGCUGUCCCAGUAUGCCUCUGGUCAUACCACUUGUGUUGUGAUGAACUCCAGUGAUGGUGUUGAUGCAGUUUUGGGGUUCAGGGAUGCUGGGACCCAAUGUCACAACAUCUCCGAGGGAAUUAACAGAACUGAGCAUACAUUUCCAGAUAAGGCAUCCGUUCUUGUCCUCUACACUGUGGAAGAUGUACCCAGGUCUAUUGCCUUAAAUCUACCCAGUGGACCCAGACCCUGA